This is a messenger RNA of Acaulospora morrowiae, 546 nucleotides long. The record is from the annotation of a GenBank genome assembly. Lineage: Eukaryota; Fungi; Glomeromycota; Glomeromycetes; Diversisporales; Acaulosporaceae.
GCGACAAUUGAGCCUCAAGAUGAUCACAACUCCGUUCCAACUCAUAUUUUUGAUCUGGUGUUGUUAAAUGUGGAUUCAACAUCGUUGAAAAGUCGAUUUAGGAUCUCGUCUAUUGAAAAUUUACAAUCUCCAAAAAUAAUAGCAAGAAAAUUGGGGGGUACCGAACGAUGGGAAACAAUUCAGCAGAAUGCAUAUAUCAAUCUCGAAUUUUCCUGGAACCCGAUCGUUGAUUCAUUUCAACCAAAUAAUGUUUCAAUACAUGUUUUUUCACCACAUGAUAUACGACAUGAAGUGAUUUAUAUUUCCAAAGGGGUUGUAGAUUUCAAAAUAGACUUUGGUCCCGAAUCAACCAUACGAUGGGAUAGUCCUGUUGAUGAUAACUCGACGAUUACCGUUAGCAUGGAAAAAGAAUAUACGGAUUUUCAAAGCGUGAGCGCGAUGGUACAUGUAGAGGAGGUCAUUGUUAAUUCUGGUGUAUUGUUAACUGCUAUCGAAGAAAUGCGGAAGGAUGAGGUCACAAAUGUAGUGCUCGAGGAUUCGUAUUAA